Messenger RNA from Amoebophrya sp. A25, 2295 nucleotides. NCBI's taxonomy places the organism in Eukaryota, Dinophyceae, Syndiniales, Amoebophryaceae. The record is from the annotation of a GenBank genome assembly.
AUGUCGUGUGUUGAAUUCCAGGACUCGGAGGGGAACGUAUGUCUCCUCACGGUGGACCACGACGGCGCCUUCACGGUACUUGUAGAGGGGUCCACGGCGUCCUACGUACUCGAAAGUCCGCCACGUGUGACGCUAAACCAUCUGACGCAGAUUCUGUCGGACGGCGUGCGCGAAUUUCGUGUCGAGCCAAACUACACGGAUGUAGAAGAAGUCUACCGUGCUUUGCGGGCCCUUCUGGGUGCGCGUUUUGAGGAGUACAACCGCGAUCUCGCGAUUGCGGAAACUGAAGAUGGUAUUCUUAAGAUUUCUUGUUGCGUACUACGAGAGCUCAGCAGGAGGCGUACUACACACUAGGAUGCCAGAUUUAUCAACCUGUUCAUCUACGUAGCCCUGAACACAAACACAAAUUCCCAUCUCACCUUUUUUUCCGAUCGAGACUUGAAUACACUGUACUAAGAAGAGCCAAGAACGAGAAGAUUAAGAAUGACAAAGAAAUAUUUUAUCAUCUUCAUCAAAAACCCCACCCAGGUGAGCUCAUUCUGGUCACAGAUGCGAGUGCCUUUUUGACCGAAGAGGAAUACUCGUUUUUGGGUUCAGAAUCUGGAGAUAGUGACGCAGCAACGGCGGAUGAGUAUGAUGUUGUAGAUGACGAGAAUGAGAUGGUACUAUUUACUUUUUAUGAUCAUUGCAAUUGACUAUUCAGCUUUCGCAUCAAGAUCAUAGAAGUUUAGACUCGUUGAAGUUUAAGUACGUAGUACAUCGAAAAUAUCGUUUCCAUACAACAGUCUUCAUCGUCCAAUGCUGUUUUCGCCCCGCGCACGCGCGUGCGCAAAGACGCCACUGUGCUCGGCUGCCACGUACGCUGCGAGUCGGGAGCGUUAGUGCGUACGCCACAGCCAGACACGGAGAAAGUCUGUGACAAGGAAGCGUACUGUGCUGGCGUCUUAAAGGCGGAGGCUCCCGUCGACGUUGAGCUGCUCCUGCAGAACAAGGGUAAGGAAGCUUGGCCCGCAAACACCUGUCUGGCCUGUGUCUCGGGUUCGGGCUUUGGCGUGCCCGCAGUCGAACUUGAUAGCGUACUUUUUUGCUAAUUAUUUGAAUGAAAAAUGACUGAAGAUGCUGUUGAGUGGUCACUUGUAAGAAGAAUAUAAUUGGUGGUCUGAUCCUCGGCCCCUUUACACAGCGCAAUAGAAAGAUAUUUUUCUUCGCAUCCAAAACAGGUAAAUCCCUCCGAGGUGGUUUCUGUGACCAUGAAGGGACUGCAGAAAGAGACGAUGGCUGAGAGCUAUUGGAGUUUGACUGAUGGAGUACGCUUUUUCGGUCCCUUGAUUUAUAUGACACAGAUUUGAAGUUUUCCACUGAAUUCUUUCAGCUGAUGAUGAAAAAUACGGAGCAGAAAUAUGUGAAGAAUCGAAGACGCUAGUACAACGAGCAUCUUCAAUAUUCCUUCUGUAAUACAACGAAGCGGCGGUGGUGCUUCAUCGGGCUCACAGUUAGUAGGUCUGCACGCCUUUACUAGCACGAGUGCUCCAGAAACUAGCAAAUGGCUUGCAUGCUCAUGCACACGGGUGUUGCGCUCUCGCUCAUGUGGCUUGAGAGUCGACACUUUGCAGGGAAAACAACGGUUAUUGUCGAUACCGCUGGUAACAACUUCUACAAUAUGAGAGCAUUUUCUUCAACUAGAACUAUAACUUGAUUGGUUCGUGAUUGGAAGGAUAAUGUAAGAAAUGGGCCCUGUUGUGGUAUUAUUCUAUGAUGUGCUUGUUGUACAAUGCUGAUUCUAGCGUAAAGAUAUUUACUAGUAUGAAUUGGCAGGCUAUGUAGCAUUUAGAAGAAAUCACGGCGGGAGUCUAUCAUUGAACUACAACGAACAGAGUAAGAAAACAAGUGAUGAACACGGAAAUUUGUUAGGAGUAUAGAAAAUGAUGUCAAAUGAUGAUUGUCGUCGUAGUUUUGUUUUUAUCAGAAAACAUAUUCCGUCCAUUCUACGACUUGCGACGAAGGUGAUCGCAGCGUCGCCGUCCUCUUUUGUGUUGAGAUUCGCUGUGCUACGUGUUCAACAUGGCAGCUACAGCGUUAUUCAGGAUUCAUUGAUGUUUGAAGGAAAAGAUUGUGAUGGAGCAACCGUGCUUCAGGCAUCGGUGCAGAGGUUAGGCACAUAAGUAUUUGUCAAGAAGAAGAUUUUGCUUUAGUACUAGCGCUCCACGAUUGAGAUGUUUUUGCGCGUUUUCAGAUCAUUAUAUAUUGGUAUUUUGGAUAUGAGGACUGUGAAUAUCAUUAACCAACGCGGCUGGC